AUGGAAGUGGUGACCACUCAAGCGGAAGAAUACCAGAAAAGUUUCAAAACAAAUGUGUUUAUCGCUGUGUUUAUGACCACUCACGCCCGCUUAAAGUUGUAUGAAGCCUUGGAAACAUUACAGGAACGGGUUCUCUACUACCAUACUGACUCCAUCAUCUAUCGUUGGCGCCCGGGUCAAACAGAAAUCCCACUCGGUUCCUUUCUCGGGCAAUUCACAGACGAACUGGAAGGAGACCCUAUCGUUGAAUUUGUCAGUGGAAGUACAAAGAAUUAUGGCUAUUUGACCCAGUCUGGACACACAGAAUGCAAAGUGCGUGGAUUUUCCCUCAAUUACAGAACGAAGCAGAAGCUGAACUAUGAAACCAUGAAACAGAAAGAAAAUUUGAAAGAGUUGGACGACCUGCGGGAGAUACGUCAGCAAAUGGACAUUGUGGAUAAGAACUUUUUUGACUGGGAUCAAACAACUAAAUGUAUUCAUCUAAUUGGAAGAAUCAAGCGGUAUGGCUUAGUUUUUGAAAAGUGUGUGAUUGAUCGUAGCACACGCAAAUCUUAUCUUUAUGGCUACUGCCGCAUUUUAGAU
Molecule: messenger RNA, 582 nt
Organism: Porites evermanni
Lineage: Eukaryota; Metazoa; Cnidaria; Anthozoa; Scleractinia; Poritidae
Source: the annotation of a GenBank genome assembly